Trichoplusia ni (cabbage looper) is the source of this 3465-nucleotide messenger RNA. It is a transcript of the gene ValRS-m, whose product is annotated as valine--tRNA ligase-like. The record is from RefSeq and is a predicted model, not a curated record. Gene Ontology annotation, molecular function: aminoacyl-tRNA deacylase activity; valine-tRNA ligase activity; ATP binding. NCBI's taxonomy places the organism in Eukaryota, Metazoa, Arthropoda, Insecta, Lepidoptera, Noctuidae. Bases 363 to 3338 code for a protein of 991 amino acids. The transcript is spliced from 4 exons. Gene Ontology annotation, biological process: valyl-tRNA aminoacylation. Gene Ontology annotation, cellular component: cytosol.
UAACAUGUCUAAAACAUCAUCCACAUCCUAUCAUGACAUAGAAUUUAGAACAGCUGAUAAAGUGACAUUUGCGGCUUGAGGCAAGCGCCCGCAGUCGGUAUCGCCUUCAGACGAAUAUUACGAAUAUUCUGCAGUGUGAACUCUUUCGAUUUUCAUUUUACCUCUUUCUACAAACAUUAAGAAACAUUUUGAUUUAAUCACUGUGAAAAAAAAAGCCGUAGACAGUACACAUUCUUAUUCAAGUGACAGAAGAAAAUAAUAGCAGCUCAAUCAAAAUUCAUAACAACAAUGUGCUAAAAUUACUUUUCACACAAAAAACAACUUUUUAACUAGCAAUUUUGGUUAUACAUCAAAAUUCUACAAUGUUACGACAACUCAGUAUAAAUUUCCCAAAUAAUAAUGUAAAACUCAGGCAUAUGAGAUGGCUUUCAAGUACAACAAAUAUAGAAUUAAAACCGGAUUUGUCUGCAAAUGCUUACCAGCCAAAAUUGGUAGAGAAAAAGAAAGUAUAUGAGAACUGGCUGAAAUACGAUUUAUUUACCCCUGAAUAUCCUUCCUCGAAACCAAGUUUUAGCAUGGUUCUUCCACCUCCAAAUGUCACUGGGAAGUUACAUUUAGGUCAUGCACUCUCCUGCACAAUACAAGAUGUUAUAAUGAGACACAAGCGGUCUACAGGUCACAACUGUUUGUGGCUUCCAGGGACUGAUCACGCUGGGAUAGCUACACAGGGAGUCGUCGAAAAACAUCUGAAGACAAAGCAAGACUUAACACGGCAUGCUCUAGGCCGAGACAAGUUCGUUCAAGAAGUGUGGAAAUGGAAGGAAAUGCAUGGUGAUACCAUAAGCAAGCAAUUGGAAACCCUUGGGUGUUCGCUCGACUGGUCUCGACAAGUAUUCACCUUAGACCAAAAGCACACACUGGCCGUCAACACAGCUUUCAUACAUUUAUUCAGAAAAGGUUUGAUAUACAGAAAAAAGAGUUUGGUUAACUGGUGCAAUGCCUUAAAGUCAACAGUUUCGGAUAUUGAGGUUGAGAAUGUCACGUUGAAGGGCGCGAAAGAUAUCAUGAUCCCGGGCUAUGAUAAGCCGGUGCGGUUUGGUAUGAUGUAUUACUUUGCGUACAAGUUGUAUGAUUCUGAUGAUGAGAUCGUGGUGGCUACCACUAUGCCGGAGACGAUGCUUGGGGAUACCGCGAUCGCUGUGAACCCUGAAGAUGAAAGGUACAAACAUCUCAAGAACUGCAGAGUAAUACAUCCCUUCAGGAACACCACGAUACCGAUUAUAUUCGACGAUUUUGUCGACAUGGAAGUCGGUACGGGCGCCGUCAAAAUAACUCCAGCUCACAGCAGAAUAGACUACGAGAUAGCAAUACAACACAACCUACCUAUGAUACAAGUUUUCGAUGAAGAAGGUCUCAUUAUGAACUCAGGAAGAUUCAACAGGAACAAACGUUAUGAUUGCAGGGAUAUAUUAGUCAAUGUUUUAAAGGAAAUGGACCUCCUUCGUAAUAUAAAACCUCAUCAAGUCAAUCUACCUAUCUGCAGUCGAACUGGUGAUGUUGUAGACCAGCUACCUAAAGAACAGUGGUUCAUGUCCUGCAGUGAACUGAAUGCAAGAGCAUCUGAGCUCGUGGAAAGAGGAAAAUUAAAAAUUCUGCCUGAGAAACAUGUCGCGUCUUGGCUCAGAUGGACAGCGGACGGCAGAGACUGGUGUAUUUCAAGACAGUUGUGGUGGGGACAUCGGAUCCCCGCGUACAAGUGCACGCUAGACCGAGAUGUCGUGUGGAUCGCGGCGAGUAACGAGAGCAAUGCCAAGAAAUAUGCGUCAAAGAUCUUGAGAGCGAUGCCAGACUCCAUCAAAGCUGAGAGAGACACCGACGUUCUUGACACUUGGUUCUCGUCGGGAAUAUAUCCAUUUGCAUCGCUCGGCUGGCCCAGAACGUCUCGUUCGCAAGACUACAGCCAAUUCUACCCUAUUAACCUAAUGACAACGGGACACGAUAUACUUGGAUUCUGGGUUCACAAAAUGGUGAUCCUAGGUCUGGAAGUCACCGGGCAGCUGCCGUUCAACAAGGUGUUAUUGCAUGGAAUCAUUUGCGAUAGUAAGGGUGCGAAAAUGUCUAAAAGCAGAGGCAAUAUCAUAGACCCGAUGGACGUCAUCGAAGGCAUCACAUUAGAUAAGCUCAAGGACAGGUGUAAGGAGAUGCACAGGAACGGAAUUCUGACCACUGAAGAGUUGGAUAAAGCUUUAGUGUAUCACCACGCUAACUUCGCGAGCACAAAAGGUAUUCCUGAAUGUGGAGUCGACGCCCUGAGGUUCACGUUACUGUCUCAAGACAUAAAGUCGCAUUUCGUCAACUUUGAUGUGGCUUUAUGUCACGCGAACAAACUGUUCUGCAACAAAAUCUGGCAAAGCGUUAAAUAUACGCGCCUUUCGUAUCGCAAACUCGAGAAAUUAGGAAAAGACGUCACGACGAAAGACCUCACUUACUUUGAUAAAUGGAUUCUCAGUAGGCUGGCCGAAAUGGUGGAGCAGGUGAACCAGGCUAUGGACAACUACGAUUUCCAUUUAGCAACGAAAGCGUUAAGGAACUUUAUUUAUAACGAAUUUUGUGACGUCUACUUGGAAGCCACGAAACCUGGUUUUGAAAGCCUCAAUGUUAAGAUGGGCUAUGUCCACGCUCACACGCUGACGGCUUGCUUGGACACCUCUCUGCGAUGCCUCGCUCCGUUCAUGGUUUACUUGGCGGAGGAACUGAUUCCGAGAGUACCCUCGUUUUCAUUCAACAUCAUACACAACUACAAUGACUCCUCGAACAAGUACUGGGACUUCCCGCAAAUCAGAGACUUCAAAAAAUGGAAGGAUGCCCCUUACGAGAAGAAAGUUUCCAGAUUGUUGAACACUGUCAAACUGAUCAGAGAAAUGAAAGGCCUUUACAAUAUUUCGAACAAGGAAAAACCGUGUGUUUACAUUAGAACUGAGGAUAACACACUAGCAUCUGAUAUUAUUCAUAACAAAACUGUUUUUGUAAAUUUGACGAGAUGUGGCGACAUUAAGUUUGAGAAGGACCCUACAACGAAUUUCGUGACCGCCAUAUUGGACGGCGAUACCGAAGUGAAUGUGGAACUAGCUGGUGAGGAUGUAGAAAUAGCUGUGUUUGCGGCCAAAAAUAAACUAGAGAAGAAAAUUAAAAUGUUAGAAGAAAGUUUGUCAAAGUUAGAAGCUAAGUUUUCAAGUGGCCAUUAUUUGACGCACGCACCGGAGUGGACACAGAUUGUAGACAGAGAGAGAAUGAUCUCCAAGAGAAGGGAACUUGAAGAAUUGCAAAGACUGAUGUAAUAUUAAGUGAAAUUAUUAUAGAUGUUAGGUAGUUAAAAUUACAGAAAAAAAAUGUCCACUUGGGAUGUUAGUCUGACAUCUUAGUGCAAUAAAAUUUCAGUUAUUAAAGUUACGUUUCUUUAAAAUA